Argentina anserina (silverweed cinquefoil) is the source of this 2598-nucleotide messenger RNA. RefSeq names its product serine/threonine-protein kinase Nek6. Gene Ontology annotation, molecular function: protein serine/threonine kinase activity; ATP binding. Gene Ontology annotation, biological process: protein phosphorylation; microtubule-based process. Lineage: Eukaryota; Viridiplantae; Streptophyta; Magnoliopsida; Rosales; Rosaceae. The record is from RefSeq and is a predicted model, not a curated record. The transcript has 14 exons. Gene Ontology annotation, cellular component: cortical microtubule. The coding region runs from base 222 to 2381 and encodes 719 amino acids.
GCAACCCUUUUCUUUCCCUCUCGAAGUCUUCACUGAACGCCUGUCACUUUAGCUCUCUCUCUCUCUCUCUCUCUCUCUCUCAAUUUGGUAGACAAUCACUUCCAUUUCAAGUAUUUUCUAUUAUAUGCUUCUGUCCCUUCCCCAUUUUCUCUUCUUCACUUUGAGGCUGCCCUUCCCCUCCUCAACUCUCUCUCUCUCUGCUUUUUUGGUGUUAGGUGGCUAUGGAUACUGAGGAAGGUGAGAUGAAUUCAAAGAUGGAGGUUUAUGAAGUCAUUGAGCAAAUUGGGAGAGGGGCUUUUGGAGCCGCUUUUCUUGUUCUUCAUAAGGAGCAGAGAAAGAAGUAUGUGUUAAAGAAGAUUCGUUUAACUAAGCAAACAGAGAAGUUCAAGCGUACAGCUCACCAAGAGAUGGACUUGAUAGCAAAGUUAAAUCAUCCAUAUAUUGUGGAGUAUAAAGAUGCUUGGGUGGACAAGGGAGACUGCGUAUGCAUUGUAACUGGCUAUUGUGAAGGAGGUGACAUGGCAGAUAUGGUAAAGAAGGGCAGAGGACAAUUUUUUCCAGAAGAGAAACUUUGCAAAUGGCUUACUCAGUUGCUGCUAGCUAUUGACUACUUGCACUCUAAUCGUGUGAUUCAUAGAGAUGUUAAGUGUUCAAAUAUUUUCCUUACAAAGGAUAAUGGCAUCCGACUCGGUGAUUUUGGACUAGCCAAACUACUGAAUACAGAAGAUCUUGCUUCAUCGGUUGUUGGAACUCCAAACUACAUGUGUCCUGAGCUCCUUGCAGACAUACCUUAUGGCUAUAAAUCUGAUAUAUGGUCACUUGGGUGCUGUAUGUUUGAGAUUGCUGCACACCAACCUGCAUUUAGAGCUCCUGACAUGGCUGCGCUCAUCAAUAAAAUUAACCGAUCCUCCAUUUCUCCUCUUCCGAUUGUGUAUUCUUCCACACUGAAACAGAUUAUCAAGAGCAUGCUCAGGAAGAGUCCCGAACAUAGACCAACAGCUGCAGAGUUAUUAAGGCACCCACACUUACAACCUUACCUCCUUCAAUGCCGCAAUGCAUCUUCUGUUUUUCUUCCUGUUUUUCCUGUAAACAACUUGAAAGAUAGAACUACAAGGAAAUCACCAACUAGCAAGCACAUUGGUGGCAAAGACAACCGAGACAAAGAAGCUGCAUCACCUAAGCAGUUGGAAAAGGUUCAUCCAUUUGAGACCAGAACUGACCUCAUACACAGAUAUUCAAUAAAGAUUGCCAACCCUGUAUUCACAACUAGUACUGAAGAAAAGCUUGAAACCAAGAGGGUUGAUCCAACUAGCUGUACUGUGCAAUCAUCUAAUGACACUAUUGUUCCAAAAGAUGGGCCAAUUGAUCCACAAGCGUCUAUUUACAACGGAGAUGAGCGAUCUGACCCCAUUAUUGAGUUAUCUAGCACCAUUGAUGGAUCAAAACAUGGACUGACUUAUUCAGAAGCGUCUGUUUGCGAUGGAGAUAAGAGAACGGAGUGUGCUAGUCACACUAGCUGUAGUCUGGAAUUAUCUAAUACCAGUGAUGUCUCAAAAGAUGGGCUAGCUGAUUCAGAAGCAUCUGUUUGUAAUGCAGAUAAGCAAGCUGAUUUCAUCAGUCCCCGAAAGGAAAUUAUCGUGUCCGACAUUGAAACGGCAUCAGAGAGUUCCCCAAAUCUUAAGAAUGAAGAACCAGAUGAACCUGCCAAUACAAAUUCCAGACAAUUGGAAGAGGUUGCUUGCAAGAAUCUGAAUUUUGAGCAUGAAAAAACGCAUAAAAACCAACAAGUUCUUCAAGGAGUUAGAACAGAAGGAGAAGGUGCUAUAGAAGAAAAUUGCAGGGAAUUGACAGUGAACAGUUCUGGCUGCGCUAAUAAAGUUGGUUCCCCCAAUGAUAAUUGCUCCUCAUCAGCUAAUUCUGAGGUUGAACCUAGAUAUUGUUUACAAAAGGAAAGUUCUAAUGUACGUACUGAAGGUGCUCAAAUGAAUUGCGUGUCACCCGAAAGGAACAAUGAUACUUCAGCACAGAGAGAAAAAGGUGAAGCGGGAAGAAAGGCAGGCCACAGUAAUAGCUCCGUGAAGAUAGAGAAAGAGGAUGCUCACAUGAGUAAUCAGGCACUCAGGGAUGUAUCGUUACUGAGUACACUAACUGCAAUAGGUGGUGAUGAAUCGAAGAGUGAGUGGGAAAAUCCGACACAGCAAAGAGCCGAUGCCUUGGAGUCUCUGCUUGAGCUAUGUGCACGGCUACUAAAGCAGGACAAACUUGAAGAGCUUGCUGGGGUACUAAGACCAUUUGGAGAAGAUGCCGUCUCAUCUAGAGAAACUGCUAUCUGGUUGACAAAGAGUCUCAUGUCUGCACAGAAAGAUAAUGGAGGAUCCUAAUUUUUGAUGGAUAACUCGGCCAUAAAUUAUGCAAGACUGAGUGAGAUCUGUUUUUAUCAUCUCGGCAUUAAUCAUUUCAUUUGUAAAAAGCGUGGUUUCAUUAUUUAACAUAAAACUCUGAGAUAUAAAGAUUGGAGCUUGUAACAGAACACUGGCACUAGCUAGUAGAAAAUGUAAUGUAUUAUUUCAAUUUCUACUUGUAUAAUGUGGACAUAAA